This is a messenger RNA of Fulvia fulva, 267 nucleotides long. RefSeq lists its product as uncharacterized. The transcript is spliced from 2 exons. NCBI's taxonomy places the organism in Eukaryota, Fungi, Ascomycota, Dothideomycetes, Mycosphaerellales, Mycosphaerellaceae. The record is from RefSeq and is a predicted model, not a curated record. Bases 1 to 267 code for a protein of 88 amino acids.
AUGGCGAGUAGGAAGAAUGCCCCGGCCCGGCGCGAACGAACGGUACUGAUCCCGAGGGACGGUAGGCACCUAGAGCAGAGCGAAUGGCCAAGAGAGGACGUGGUUGUUCCUCUGCUAUUCGUCCAUCGGCAGCACUUGUUGGGCGGCAACGAUGUGCUGGCACGACUGGCUAUGGAAGCUCCGACAGAAGCCGCCAACUGGAGAGCAGGAGUCUAUCUCGUGAGCAUCGCGAAGGGGAGAAAUGUGCCAAACGAGGCUGGGCAGUGA